UCUUCACCAAAGCGAACGUCAAACUUGCCGUUCUCACCCUCUUCCAACCACUUUUCAACACAAACGCAGACAAGCCUUGAUCUACCGCGAUUAUUGCAACCAUGAGCUGGUUUGGCGGAGGCAACAACAUGGAGAAGCACCUGUUUAAUCUCAAGUUUGCAGCAAAGCAACUCGAGCGAACGGCCAAAAAGUGCGAAAAGGAGGCGAAAACCGAGCAAACCAAGCUCAAACAAGCCAUCCAAAAAGGCAACAUGGAAGGAGCACGAAUUCACGCUGAAAACUCAAUCCGGAACAAAAACCAGUCGCUCAACUUUUUGCGAAUGGGUUCCCGCAUCGAUGCAGUCGCAUCGCGCGUCGAGACCGCCGUCCGCAUGAAGCAAGUUACUUCCUCGAUGGCUGGUGUGGUCAAGGCCAUGGAUCAGGCUGCCAGCUCGAUGAAUAUUGAGAAGAUCUCCAUGAUUAUGGACAAGUUUGAACAGCAGUUUGAGAAUCUCGAUGUUCAAUCACAGUACAUGGAGAACUCGAUGAACUCGUCAACGACGUUGACCGUGCCAGAAGACCAAGUCGACUCGCUCAUGCACCAGGUGGCUGAUGAGCAUGGACUCGAGCUGAACAUGGAGCUGAAUAGCAACAAAGUACCUGACACUGCAGCCUCCAACGCUGCUGCCGAACAAGACGAGCUUUCCGACCGGUUGGCACGCCUGCGACAGAACAUCUGAGUUUGGCCACGAUUUCGUCUUUGUUCAUGGUUUGUGAUGCAUGCAUUUCAUUCUCUCUCUUCCGUCCGUUUGUCAGCCAAUCUCGGGAUGAACAUUCCUUGUCCCAAAUACAAAAUUCAGACUGCU
Capsaspora owczarzaki ATCC 30864 is the source of this 845-nucleotide messenger RNA. RefSeq names its product chromatin modifying protein 1b. Gene Ontology annotation, cellular component: multivesicular body; ESCRT III complex. NCBI's taxonomy places the organism in Eukaryota, Filasterea, Ministeriida, Capsasporidae. The record is from RefSeq and is a predicted model, not a curated record. The transcript is spliced from 5 exons. The coding region runs from base 102 to 719 and encodes 205 amino acids. Gene Ontology annotation, biological process: late endosome to vacuole transport; protein transport; endosome transport via multivesicular body sorting pathway.